This is a messenger RNA of Trichoderma atroviride IMI 206040, 598 nucleotides long. Lineage: Eukaryota; Fungi; Ascomycota; Sordariomycetes; Hypocreales; Hypocreaceae. The record is from RefSeq and is a predicted model, not a curated record.
GGGGGGGAACAUUCAAAAAAAGGUCAAGGGGUUGGGCACUACGAUUCAGUAUGCCAAGGGGAUACGGGUGGGAGGAUACCUUGCAGGAUAUGUUUAGUUUUUAAAAUAAUGCGAGUAAAUGCGAGGUGUCUUUUGUUUUCUUCUUUUUGAAGAAUAUGUAUAUUUAUCUGCGCGUUCCUGGUCUCUUUAUAGACAUGUGUGUCGAGUUUAUCACAAGAUCCAAAGGCAAACAAAGUGUGUAUCCCAAACAUUCCUUGACUGCCUUACUUAUCUCCAACUUUGAUAUGACAGGCAGUCCCCUUUCCCUGCAUAUAUGCAUCACCUUCAAGACUCCCAAAUCCAUCAGAUAUCCACCUCAAAGGUUUCCUGGCUCAGAGCCCGCUUUCCCUGCAGAUGCAUUACAAUAAAGGCUCCCAAUCCGUCAAGAUAUCCUCCUCAUUCCCCCUCUCCUCCAAAUCGCUUGUAGACAACGUUGUAUCACCUCAUAGGUGAUCCUUUUCCCGGUGUCCAGCUGACUCCACUUCCAAAUCCCCUUCCUCUAGCAGGCGUAGUUGGCGGCCCAGGAGUCAGCGUCGGCGUGCUCCCAUUCUCCACAGGC